This is a messenger RNA of Quercus lobata, 712 nucleotides long. RefSeq lists its product as uncharacterized. Bases 201 to 515 code for a protein of 104 amino acids. The transcript is spliced from 5 exons. Lineage: Eukaryota; Viridiplantae; Streptophyta; Magnoliopsida; Fagales; Fagaceae. The record is from RefSeq and is a predicted model, not a curated record.
UUUCCCCCCUUGUCUAGGGAUUAGUGGCUUCAUCCUCUACUUCAAAAGAGGAACAAAAGGUUGAUGCUAAUUCUACAUACUCUGUAGAAUGGGAUAACCAUGGAUGGUUUUAUAUUUUAGUGAGAGUUGCAUUCUUCGUUUGGGUUGCUCUGCUUAAUCUAAUAACAAUUUCUUCAACUUCGGCAAGAGUAAUUGAUGUCAUGGACAGCGAGUCAGGUUCAAGAUUGUUUGGGUUUAUUGGUGCUGGUGCCACAGUUGGCCAACUUUUUGGGUCAUUGUUUGCCACCGGAAUGGCUUCGUUGGGGCCAUUUCUACUCCUAUUUGCUGCUUUGCUAAUGGAAUUUGCUGCACAGUCAUCAAAAGGGAUAAACAAGGAUGUAUCCCAUAAUUCCCAUCUUCCUGAGGAAUUAACUCCCAUCAGGGCCCUUGCAGAUCAGUUGGAAGGCACCAAAGAGGAGGAACAUAAAAAGUAUCAUGGCAUGGUGGUAGAAUAUAUUAUGGUACAUGGAUUUUGAAAGGAAUAAAACUUUUAUCCAUGACUUUUCCCCCCUUUUGUUGAGAAAAUUGAUCUCACACCCUUUCUCCAUUUCUCCACUAUGUGGUGUUCUUAACCAUAUUUAGUAUUUUCUGAAAAACUAUUUGUUUUUUAUAAGUAAAUUAACCAUAUGUUAUUUAUUCUUCCAUAAGUAAAUGGACUGCAGUAAUUAGUGCA